Messenger RNA from Melanotaenia boesemani (Boeseman's rainbowfish), 711 nucleotides. RefSeq lists its product as uncharacterized. The record is from RefSeq and is a predicted model, not a curated record. Bases 1 to 711 code for a protein of 236 amino acids. NCBI's taxonomy places the organism in Eukaryota, Metazoa, Chordata, Actinopteri, Atheriniformes, Melanotaeniidae. The transcript is spliced from 6 exons.
AUGACGUUAGACAUGAACUUGUUGAGACAGAGACGCAAGAAAGGCCACGAUAUACCAGAUGGAUUGCAAAUCACUUCCGUUUACAACUCCAGAGCAGGAGGUGGCAGUAAUGAGCAAAUUCCUAAUAAAGAGUCUCCCUCUCUGAGAGCUUCGAAGUCCACGGUCAAACGUCUCUGGCAAACAGACAACAGUUCUCACAAGUUGGAUGAAGAUGUGAUUUUUGUUACUGGGUGCAUUAACAAAUCCGACUGCAAGCUAACUGCUGAAUUUAAGAGGAUUACAACCAUCAGUUUACUGUCAAAGUUCUUCUCGAUGGUGGAUGCUCACUCUUCAAACCUGCUGAAGGUGUUUGGCAAGAAAGGCGGCAUGCAAGGAAGAAAGAUUAAGAGCAUCCUGAUACCCAUAACCCAGACUGAUGCCAUUGAUGUCAGAAGAGAGUGCAUCAUCAAAGCCCUGUGUCUGUACCUGAAUGAAGAGCCUGAAAACCUUGUAAAAGAGUACAAGAACACUGAUGGUGAGGCUUGUGAAGCUGCAAUGAUGGAGACAAUGUUUGGAAUCUAUGUCAUUCGCAAAGAAGGUGCAGAGCCGGAUGAUGAUCCAGAAGAUGUAGGUGUCGUCCUUGAGGGCGUGCAAGUUCUGGAUGAGUUGGGAAAUGUACCACUUGCUGUGGUGAUGCUCUUCGUUCUUCUAUACGCUCUUAACCUCAGCUAG